AUGGCUCACGACUCCAGAGUGCUCUUCAUUGGAGGCAAUAUCGGAACUGGAUGUGUUUUUGCGGACAAGCUGCUCCAGGAGCCUUCAAAGUCAAUGUGUGUAGAGCCGAUGCCUAAUUUAGCGACGACCCUGCGUCAGAACCAGAAAAAACAAAAUGCUUCUUUCGUGGUGCUUGACAAACUGCUAUCGCGACCUGCGCAAGGCAACGUGUCCCUUGUGUUCAAAGGCUUUGCGUCGCAUGCUGCCCUUCCGGGCGAAAAUGUAGAUUACAUAGUGGAGAGUGUGGACCUGGAUCUCAGCAGGUUCAACGUCUUGGCAGCUGAUUGCGAAGGAUGCUUCUGUGAGAUUUUCAGAUCUUUCAAGGAAGUUGCAGACAUGGAGCUUAUCUUGUUAGAGGAGGAUACCAACCAAGGCUAUGUAUGUGAAGGAGUUGACGGUCCAGGUGACAUAUAUGUGUUUCUUCGGAAAGCUGGUUUCACGAAAGUGAACGGCGCUGUGCCAGGCUCAGGACAUCCGCGUCAUUCGGUCUGGUCCAAGAACCCGUCUUCAAUGAUGUUGCUCCAGUUCCUUGCGUACCACUUUACAGUCGCCUGUUUUGUGAAUGGUGGUGCAUGGCUGUCACUGGUUUUGCCUGAGGAGUCAGCCUCUAGUAUUAACGUCACUCUGUCUAUCAUCUUUCCCGCGACUUGUGUGAUAGUCUAUCUCGCCAUACUGGGGACCUGCAGGCUUGCAUCUCUUGCGCAUAAAUUGGCACACUCCAAAUGA
Molecule: messenger RNA, 765 nt
Organism: Symbiodinium pilosum
Lineage: Eukaryota; Dinophyceae; Suessiales; Symbiodiniaceae
Source: the annotation of a GenBank genome assembly